AGUGUUAACUGUUCCUCGAUCCGUCUAUGACUAUUCAGACUAGUGUACGAAUUUCAUGAACAUCGAGAAGUCGGUAGAGGUUAAAGGUUUCUUACGUGGUCUCCAUAGUUAUUAAUAGAUGAACGGUUGUACGCGAUUAGAAUAGUGAACGGUAUAACAAACAACAUUUAUUCAAAGAUAACAUAAAUAUUAUUGUUUUUAUUAGGUACGUAAAUGUCAAGAAAAAGUAUUAACCUCAAGAUGGAAUAUAAAUGGUCAUUAUUCACAGUACUUAUAUCAACAGUAUUAUGUGUAAGGGUUCCUCAAAAUCCUUGUCCCAACGUAUUCCAAUAUUAUAAAGAUACACAAGGAAAUAUAUACGGAGAAGCCGUUUUGCCCUAUGAUAAUGCUACAUAUAUGGAAUUCAGUGUAAACGCAUCAUUCAAAGGACAAUACGAACAUUUGAAAUUGAGACUAGAGCUGGUAACAGAACUUGCUGAACUAAAUAAUUAUGUGAAAAAUGUUAUUUACAAUAUUUACUUUCCUUUCACGAACCUAAUACCGAAAAUUACAAGGAUUGCCUAUAAUAAUCGAGUGUACUGUAUGGGACCUGGAGAGCCCGUAAUACCUGGAUCACCCGGAAUAACUAACGUUUGGCAUUCAGUAAUCUUCAGAUUUGUUAGAGUACCAAAUAGAUUCUACAAAGUACCAUCUGUAGAGGUAGAUCAAUCUGAUCUUGACAUACCUGUAAAGGAUCCAAAAGAGCGACCGAAAUUAACAACACCAGAACCAAUGCGAUAUAACCAAACUUUGCCUGAGUUAAGGCCAAAUACACUAGUACCACCGCCCAAGGAUUCACGACCAGAAGCUGACACAAUUGAUCAAGGUGUUCUCGAUGCCAUCUUUACUCACCCAACAGAAUCUACUACGAACAGUGCGUUUAUGUUUACAUCACCUAACAUCAUAUCUGACGAUGGAUAUAAAUGCGGAUUACUUGGCGACCAAUUACCGAAUAAUGCUGUAGUGCCUCUAAUUUUAGGUGCUUCUGACAGCAAAAUUGGACAGUUUCCCUGGUUAGUGGCUUUAUUUAUGAAUGCAGGAUCCAAGUAUGAUUACAAGUGCUCAGCUAAUUUGAUUUCGGAAAAACAUGUAAUAACAGCCGCUCGUUGUAUUCAAUUUUAUAAUAUUCAAAUAAUGAAGACUGACCAAAUUUUCUUAAUAAUGGGCACAAAUAGUUUAGAAAAUUGGAAUAAUAAUGGAGCUAUAACAAGAAGAGCCAUCGAUGUUAAAGUACAUCCAGCUUUCAAAGAAAAUUCCAAAUCUGCUCACGGAGAUCUUGCUAUCAUUACCAUGGAUCGUCGUGUUCAAUUUUCAAAAGUAUUAAGUCCAGUCUGUUUAUGGAAGGGUAAUACUGACUUAUAUCCUUUAACCAACAAAAUGGGAGUGAUAGCAGGAUUUGGUCAAGAUGAAAACUCCCAAGCCAACGGUUUGACACACGUUUUAAGAGCCAAAAGAGCAGAUAUGCCCAUAGUUUCUCAAUCGGAAUGUCUGACAAGUCCUUUAGGAUUCAAAGAUGUCACUUCUGACCGAACUUUUUGUACAAAGAGUGGUGAUACUCCAACAGGACCCUGUAUAGGAGACAGUGGCGCUGGUUUCUUCAUAUUAAUGGAUGGUGCUUAUCAUCUUCGAGGAGUAGCAUCGGCGAUUUCCGUUACUAACGGAAUUUGCGAUCUGUCAAAUAAAUAUUCAGUAUUCUGUGACGUUGCUAAAUUUUCAGACUGGAUUAAGUCCAAUAUGGUUUAACUUCCUUACGAGCUGUGAUGAUUUUAUUAUUUAUAAAUUGGUUAGUAUCAGUGUAAAUCUCAUUGAUAUUUAGGGGUCAGAGAAUAGAUAAUAAUUGAAAAUCAACCAAAAUCCAUAUUUGGUAACUGCGCUUCUAUUUACCAAUUACCAAUUAAUAUAAAUAUGUAGAAUACGACGUAUUAACUUCACAUCGUCAUUUUUAAAUGUCGAGGCUGAAAAAAACGUACCUUUGAUCUCCUCAUCGUUUGGACGUUGAAUGGGAAUCCAAUUACUAUGAAUAGUUUGAAGCUGAGACAUUUUGAAUUUAGAUAUUUUCUUCUUAUUACAAAUGUAUCUGAUAUAAUUUUGUUAUCAUUUUAUUCCUGAACAAUUAUUUUAUUAAUUAAAUGAAAUCUCAAUAUAGUAGUUGGGAUGCAAAUACUGACCUACUCUAACUGUCUACAUUCCACAUAUUAGACGUAUUGAAUUUGUGACAUAUUGAGUUGAUAGAUGGCCUAAAUGCAGAGCCACAUCUCUUAAAAAAUUUCCAAUCGAUACUGAUAGUCCAGAGCCGGUAACACUAGUCAUCCGUCAUAGCGGAAUCAAAAAUUUUUAUUUAAAUAAAUAAAACAUAAGUAUAGGAAUAAAUUAAGCUAGGUAUGCGUGGAUUCCUAUUGCCAAAACAAUUUUGAAAAAUAUUAAAAAAAUGACAAAAUGUUUAACCGUCAUCGAGGAUAUAUUCAAGGAAUAAUAGGAGAAUUUUUAUUUUAGAUAACUGAAACAAUGAAUAAUAUUGAAAUAAUUGACUGGAGUUUAUUCUCAAACUCAUCUAUAUUCUUCACUUUCUUCUUCAUUUAAUUGGCCACUGAGAAUUUCUUCAACUUUUGAAGGUGCUGCUGGACCUUUAUACCACAACGGUUCCAACUUAUUUUCUUGAUUUAGUUGCCAUCCACAUUCACUUGGUUCAAAUAAAAUACAAAUUGGCUCCGUGGCAUUUUGCCACAUUGCAUUUAUAAAUAUGGUGCUUACAACUUUUUGUGACAGAUUUUUCCAGCAUGGAGGACUAUUGCUAGAAUUGAAAUUUGUAAAACCUUUGUAAAAUUCUUCUUUGUCAUUGGUGCUUGCAAAAAAUUUUAAAGAAUAAUUCAAAUCCUGCAAUAUCAAUAUUAUUUUUGUCUAUAUUAUACAUUUCGUUGGUAAGUAUUAAGUGCAUAAGAUCUGUUUUCUCUUCGUCAUUGAUGUCUUCCGGAUCCGUCAAAUGUUCAAACAUAUUUUGGUAUUCUUCAUUCUGUAUUAAAAUGUUGAAGGGUUUGAUUUUUCCUUUGUGAACAAAAGCUGCUGUAUAAUCAGAACCUGUGAAGGCAUGGAAGCCCGGAAGAUCUCGUAAAAUGUGAUGGACCUAUUCUCGUGCAAGAUCUGUACAACUUAUAUAGACAAAUGAUUAAAACGUCAGUAUCUACAGAUUUAAUGAGAAUUUUUUUAUGAGAUGAACAUUUUUUCAAGUGGAAGAAAAUUCUUGUAUCAGCCUCUUCGUGUAUAAUAACGUGAUAAAAACAAUAUGAGUUGAUAAUAUUCAAAAAUAUAAAGAUUCAACACUUCUUCCCAAAAUAGAAAACAGAAUGACGAAACAUUCGACACUUGAAGGUGAAACAGACUGAAGGAACAGAAUAGCUUCUACCUUCUAAAAUACCCAAAGAAAACCUCAUCUGAACUAGAGAAAAGUAAUAAAUAUAUACAUAGAGACCAUGCAGACUAUAUAGUCUAUUCUCCAUGAUAGAAACAAUUGCAACUAAUCCACCUCUUACGAUUCACCUCUUGAACAGUACUCUGUACUAACCUAUAUUAGUAUGUAAAAAACAUUAAUCAACAAGAGUAGUUUUACAGAGGGCCUGAUUAAGAUUUAUAAGGCCCGGGGUUAAAAUAAUGACGGGGCCCUUUAAGGAAUUCGGAAACCCGGAAAAAUUGAACAGAUAAUAUCGAUAUGUUAGAUUUGUGGUAUCAACACAUAACAAAAUACAGAAUGUUUUCCAAUUAAUGGGACCUUCUUGGACCUGGGGCUGUAGCCCCCCAAGCCACUAGCUUAAUCCAGUCCUGGUUUUACAAGAAACAUAAUUAUUAUUGACAUAAAAUACGAAAUCAUAAUAAUUAUGUAACAAUGGUAAUUCGAGAAAAAGCAUUUACUCCAAAAUAAAUGUAUUGAACAUCGAACAUUUUGGAGUAGAUGCUAAUAUAUUUUAUGCACUUCAAGAUGGUAUGCCGUAUUUUUCCGGCAGCUUUUGAGCGUGCAUACCAAGAUAUUUUUUAAAAUGACAUGAAACUAAACGAAAUAAAAGUUUCCGGCAUGAUGGAGAACAUUUAGCAGGCAAAAAAGUGGUUUACAGUCGAAUACAUUAAAAAAUAUAUCCGCGAUGACGGUAAAACAUUUUGUCACGCAUUCCGAGCUUAAUUUAUUGCUAUACUUAUGAUCUAUUUAUUUAAAUAAAAAGUUUUUGAUUCCGCUAUGACACGACUUUCAGUGUUAUCGGCUCCCCGCCUAUGAAGUUUGUACAAAAUAGCUUAUUUCUAUUUAUACUUAAUUUGGCCCAUUGACUUCAAUUAUAAUUCUGAUUUAUUUAUAUUUAUAGCUGUAAUUUUUUAUUUUCGCAUUUUAAUUUAUUUCGAAUUACUAAUUCAUUUAAUAAUCUACUAAUUUAUUUUUAAACUCUAUUUUCACAGUUAGUUGAUUAUCACAAAAAACUGUUACUUCCUUCAAAUUGCAUUUGAAAACAGUAAAUAAUUAUAAUUGAGAUUAUUCUUAGUUUAUAAACAUAUAAGUAAAAAAUUUGUUUGACUACUAUUUUGUCUGACAUUUAAAAGUGAACUUAGGAUAUAUGUAUUAUAUUUCAGACACACAUAAUUGUAUAUAUUUAUCAUUAAUGAUUAUUAUCUAUUUUUCAAGAAAAUCUACAAAUGCUAUGAGUAGAACCUUUCUUUUAUUCAUUAUUCUGAAUAAUAAUUUCUUUUCUGAAACUUUUAAAUACAUGACACUAUUAAACUAACAAUUUGUCAAAUUAUUACAUGAAAUAAUUCGGUAAUUUUAUACUUUCGCUCUCCUCGAUUUUUGGCUCUAGAAAAUCGAAAAAUCAUCCGAUUUCGGUGAACUUUUUUAAUAUUCGUUUUAACGGCGGAUUUAUGAAAAAAAUAUGGGAAUAAAAAAAAUAAAAACUGGUUAGGAUACGAUGUUCACAUUUGAUUUGCUUUUCAAACAACACUCCCCCCGCUUACAAUAAGUGAUUUUAAGAAUGUUUUUGUUCAUAUAUCUUUAAUGAUUACUUAAUAAAAAAGGUACAAACUAUUAUAUGUGAGAGAAGGGCAAUUUUAAGAGAAAUUAUUAUUAUUUUUAAUUGUAAAAACAUGAUAAAUCAACAUUUUUGUAUAAUUUUUUUUUCACUUUCAUAAUUUUUUGUGUAGAUUAUGAAAAUUUCAUUUGAUUAUUUGGAAAAAAGUUAUCAACAAUUAUACGUGAAUGAGUUCACUUUCAUGAACAUUUAAAGCCCUGAAAUCAAUAGAAGUUUUCUUUUAUUUUAUUCCUAUAAUUUUUUCCGUAAAUCCGCCGUAAAAAUUAAGAUUUUAAACAAAAUUCAAUGAAAUCGGAUGAUUUUCCGAUUUUCUAGAACCAAAAAACGAGGGGACCGCGAAAGUAUAAAAUUACUAAUAAUUUUGUAUAUGGAUAAUAAUUAUGAAUAUUUGCUAUAAAUUGUUCAUUGAAAUUUUUCCAGAAUAUCGAACACGAAGUAAAAUAUUAGAAAUAAGCUCUAUUUGUGUACUUGUUGUCUCUGUAUAUACUGUUCAUAAUGUAUGGUGCCUUGAAGAUAAUAUAAUAUUUAUUUCUAA
Diorhabda sublineata is the source of this 5634-nucleotide messenger RNA. Its product is annotated as serine protease gd-like. Gene Ontology annotation, biological process: proteolysis. NCBI's taxonomy places the organism in Eukaryota, Metazoa, Arthropoda, Insecta, Coleoptera, Chrysomelidae. Bases 214 to 1782 code for a protein of 522 amino acids. Gene Ontology annotation, molecular function: serine-type endopeptidase activity. The record is from RefSeq and is a predicted model, not a curated record. The transcript has 8 exons.